UGAAAUUAAACGGCGGCCGCCACGUCCAGGGGAUCUUGCGGGGGUUUGAUCCCUUCAUGAACCUGGUGAUCGAUGAGUGCGUGGAGAUGGCGCCCGGAGGACAGCAGAACAACAUUGGCAUGGUGGUAAUACGUGGAAACAGCAUCAUUAUGUUGGAAGCUUUGGAACGAGUAUAG
Molecule: messenger RNA, 176 nt
Organism: Charadrius vociferus (killdeer)
Lineage: Eukaryota; Metazoa; Chordata; Aves; Charadriiformes; Charadriidae
Gene: SNRPG
Product: small nuclear ribonucleoprotein polypeptide G
Exons: 2
Biological process (GO): spliceosomal snRNP assembly; mRNA splicing, via spliceosome
Cellular component (GO): U5 snRNP; U12-type spliceosomal complex; spliceosomal tri-snRNP complex
Molecular function (GO): RNA binding
Source: RefSeq, a predicted model, not a curated record